Molecule: messenger RNA, 2684 nt
Organism: Pseudocercospora fijiensis CIRAD86
Lineage: Eukaryota; Fungi; Ascomycota; Dothideomycetes; Mycosphaerellales; Mycosphaerellaceae
Exons: 1
Coding region: 23-1837 (604 amino acids)
Biological process (GO): regulation of transcription by RNA polymerase II
Cellular component (GO): chromatin
Molecular function (GO): RNA polymerase II cis-regulatory region sequence-specific DNA binding; DNA-binding transcription factor activity, RNA polymerase II-specific
Source: RefSeq, a predicted model, not a curated record
CAAAAAAAAAACUCACAAUCCGAUGGAGUACGCACAGCAGACGACCCCUCCAAUGGGUCAAUCGCCAUUCUUCUACUACAACCCGGAACCAAGCCCCGAUAACAAGCAACAUGGUCACUUCACACCACACCCACACCACCCACACGCUUUGCCAAUGCCGCUCCUCCCCUCGACCCCAGAGCACAUGAUGCACUUCCCACACCACCCCGUCUACCACCGACCGCAAUCUGCAGGAUCGCAAAUAUACUACCACCCGCCCGUCCACGCCUAUGGACCACCUCCAAUGCUUACUCCACAUGCUUCACCACGCCAGUUUGAGCGACCACAAUACGUCGUGCAACACGAAGCGCACGUCUUGAUGCCAAUCAACACCGAGUGCCAGGCCUACUUUCCAGCGACCCCCACUCUCUCCGCAUCAGGAUCAUUCAGCUCAGCAUCUACACCUCCAUCAACGUGCGGCAUUCUACCAACUCCAGUGAACGGACAGGGCGGCGUGUUCUUCGCGAAGCCGCACACGCUUGCAUACCCAGCUGUGAAGCAGGGCUGUGAGGAGGAGGUCUUUUCCGAGGUUUUGGCUGGAGGUGACUGGGCUCGCCCAGGAUCACCACCUAUGACCCCAGUCUUCUUGCACAACAACUCCGUAUCCGCUGCGAGCACACAGUCUUACGAAAUCGCGUCCGGGCCAAAUUCGGCUCAUGUCUCUCCUUCCCCGUCCCCGGUACCACGAUCCGUGGCUUCCGAGCAAGAUGUAUGCGACCCGCGCCACCUCAGUAUUGGCAACUGCGCACCCGAGCUCCCACUGUUGCCCACCUUGUGCCCCGGAGAUGAUGAAGAACACAAGCUUUUGAAGGGCGAUGGCCAGGAACCAACCGUGCACAUCGCUGCUCCAGCCGAGCUCGUCAAUUAUGGUGGCCUGCCAACAUUCGAGCCCAUCUUCGAGCUCGAUGUGGAGGACGACUUCAAUGGCAUGGUCUCGUACCAAGGCCAAGAGGUGAACUACAACGGAGCUAAGCGUCAACGACUUGAUCUCCAGACUAGCUUUGAGGAUGACGGCUUUUUCAGUGAGGAGUCCUACAGCGAUGAUGACCUCGCUCAAGGAGCCUACUCCCCACCAUCAUCUGAGUUCUCUGCUCCCGAGUACUCGGCUGCCGCCCAGACCAAGUCGAAGCGCAAGUCUUCCAAGAAGGAGCCAGUCCAGCACUCAGCACCAUCGACCCAAGAACAAGACUCUGCCCCAAUCUCGACAUCUCAGAGCGCCGAAGAAGAAGAGAACACCGAGUCCGCUGCUGCCUCCCCAGCCCAGAGUGGAAGUGGUGUGUCUCGCCGAGGUCGCAAGCAGUCACUGACCGAUGACCCUUCGAAGACUUUCGUCUGCACACUCUGCAGUCGACGUUUCCGAAGACAAGAACAUCUCAAGCGCCACUACCGAUCACUCCACACUCACGAGAAGCCAUUCGAGUGCUCAGACUGUGGUAAGAAGUUCUCUCGAUCAGACAACCUGAGCCAGCAUCAGCGCACCCACGGCGCUGGGACCAUGGUCAUGGGUGUGCUCUCGCAGCCUUCCGACCAGCACAUGCACCAGCCGAUUGACUCUGUCAAUGGUGGUGAUGCCGGUAGCGUCAUCCGACCCAAGCAGGAGCCUCAAUACAUCCCUCAGCAACACCAAUACCCACCCCAGCACCGGGUCAGCCCCGAUGCCAAUGAGCUUGGUACCAUGCUGUACGAUGUCACUGCUCAAAUGGCCGGCUCGAGCUCGAGCAGUGUCAGCUACUCAGAUGGUGACUAUUCCCCUACCUCAGAUCGCAAGCCAGCGAAGAAGAGGAAGCGGGAUGAGUAGAUGCAGACACUCAACAACAACAACAACAACAUUUCUUACUCACCUGUUGAUGUCUUUGCCGCACAGUGGGACGUCUUGACGAGAACACUGACUCACACCGCCGCAAAGGAGAUUACGAUACGAAUGAUGUCGUUACGCCGGGGAUACCACGCACUAGAAAAUGGGAAUCAUGGGGAAUAUAACUGGAGCUCACACAAAAUUUCUUUCAUCAUCUUGGGUGCAACGAAGCUUUUGGGGGGAAGCAGGCAGGCACCUUUACCACCACUACCUUGACACCUGACCGACACAUCAUCACCCACACCUUCGCUUCAAAACAACUACUUUCGCUUCAACCAUCGGCUUGGAACAGGACGGAGAUUCGAUUUGACCAUUCUUACCUUUCUUGGACAUGCUUUGUUACUUCUUGCCUUUCGCUUGUACAACACAUAAUACCAUUCUUCACACCACACUGGAUACUUUUGACAGGACACGCUGCAAUGCGAUGCGAUGCGAUGCGCUGCUGUAUUUUUUUCUUGUUGUAUAUUAACAUUCGAGACCAAUUUUUCUUUCCUUGCGUUCUCUUUUCGACAGCAAGAAUGGGCCUGGGGCUUUUUUUUUGUGUUUGUAUAUUAUCUUCACCACCUAUUUUGGGGGAAAUUUUUCGCUCUCUUCGUCCUGGUCGAUGAAGUAAGAUGUUGUCGGGAUGGGAAAGGGAAAGGGAAAGGUGUGCUGUUGUACCUUUUGAGAGGAAGAGUUUUUUCGUUGUUGACUCCUUGUUGGACUCUUGUAUGUAUGUAUCACAAUCACAAUCAUUAUCAACUUGUACUACUACUACUACUACUAGUAUUAUGGAGAAAAUGUCUGGGAC